Molecule: messenger RNA, 6254 nt
Organism: Carassius gibelio (silver crucian carp)
Lineage: Eukaryota; Metazoa; Chordata; Actinopteri; Cypriniformes; Cyprinidae
Gene: cpeb3
Product: cytoplasmic polyadenylation element binding protein 3
Exons: 11
Coding region: 377-2140 (587 amino acids)
Biological process (GO): negative regulation of cytoplasmic translation
Cellular component (GO): neuron projection; synapse; cytoplasm
Molecular function (GO): mRNA regulatory element binding translation repressor activity; translation factor activity, RNA binding; mRNA 3'-UTR binding
Source: RefSeq, a predicted model, not a curated record
UGGAUUAAAGUGCUCGAUUUAAUAGAUUUUCCUUUCCAAUAACCCGGUGCAUUUUAGAAAUGCAUUAUAAUAUGCGUGCAUGUAUUUUGCCGAUAUAAAGCAAUAUUUUUUACUGUCUUUUAGAUGGUCAACGCAUGCUCUGAAGUGGUGAUUUCUAUAAUGACCUUGAAUAUGCAGCUCUAAUGCUGCAAAACGAGGAUUAACCGACGAGAUAUUUGGCAGAAACGCUCUUCAUCUUGAUACGAUCGUCUAUUCUGAUUAAAAUUUGAUUUAAGGUCGAGUUCAUAAAUCCACCAGGCGCUGAAACUGUCGCAUUCUCGGCCUGUUUUUCAUCGGAAUAUAUUUGGCAUCGUAGAAACCCUCAAGAGCUCAAAACAUGCAGGAUGAUUUACUGAUGGACAAAAGCAAAGCUCAGCCUCACCAGCACCAAGAGCCCUUAAAUACAGAGCCUCCAUCCACCACCACGACCCCCUCCGAGCCUCCGGUCCCGGACGAGCAGAACCCUGUCGGUCACUCCGAGCGGCUCGCCAUGGAGUCUCCGGUGUUACCGGGUUUGGGUUUCCCGCAGGAUUCCUCUCUCUCGCAGUCGUUCGGCAGCACUUGGUCCACCAACGCCGUAGACGAAGGCUUUUUCCAAGGGAUUCCGUCGGUAAACGGGACGAUGCUUUUUCAAAACUUUCCCCAUCACGUCAACCCGGUUUUCGGAGGUAAUUUUUCCCCGCAGAUGAGAAGGUCUCCGCUGAGUGUGACCCAGAGGAACCCCUACAGCCACCAGACGCUCAUCAAUAAAGUGUCCGCGUCGUCCGCUUCCUCGUCCGCCUGGAAUAACCAUCAGAACGCGGUGUGGAGCUCCGCGGCGAACCCCUGGAGCGGCAGAGACCCGCGGAGAGCGCUCGGGCUCGGCGUCCCGUCUCAGCUCAACCCCGUCUCCCCGACGAAGAAGCCCUUCCCGAGCAAUGUCAUCGCGCCCCCGAAAUAUCAGAGACCCGGAGCCCUGCAGAAACCCUGGAUGAUCUCAGAGCCUCCGGAGACCUUCAGAACCGACAACGGCAACAACAUGCUGCCAUUUCAGGAAAGGAAUCGCCCCUUUGACCCAUUCAACUUGCAAACUUUGGAGAAUUCCUUAAUGGACAUGAUUGGGACAAACCGUGACAAAGGUCGCAUGGGUCUCAACUUUCACCAUCCAGUAGCGGAACAUAUAUUACCACUGAACUCCAGGAGCUAUGGUCGCAGAAGAGGUCGCUCUUCACUGUUUCCUUUCGAGGACGGCUUCCUGGACGACGGUCUCGGUGAUCAUCCGCUGACCCCUGGCCUGAGCUCGCCCGGCCGCUGUCAGAACGGAGAGAGGAUGGAGCGCUACUCCAGGAAGGUGUUUGUCGGAGGACUGCCUCCAGACAUCGAUGAAGAUGAGAUCACCAACAGUUUCCGUCGCUACGGUCACCUGGUGGUGGACUGGCCUCAUAAAGCAGAAAGCAAAUCCUAUUUUCCCCCUAAAGGUUACGCUUUCCUGCUCUUCCAGGAGGAGAGCUCAGUCCAGGCCCUCAUUGACGCCUGCAUCGAGGAGGACGGGAAACUCUACCUGUGUGUCUCGAGCCCCACUAUUAAAGAUAAACCAGUCCAGAUUCGCCCGUGGAACCUGAGUGACAGUGAUUUCGUGAUGGAUGGCUCUCAGCCUCUCGACCCACGCAAGACCAUUUUUGUGGGAGGCGUUCCACGACCUCUACGAGCAGUGGAGCUGGCUAUGAUCAUGGACCGGCUGUAUGGAGGUGUGUGUUACGCCGGCAUUGACACUGACCCAGAACUCAAAUACCCUAAAGGUGCGGGCCGAGUGGCCUUCUCCAAUCAGCAGAGCUACAUCGCUGCCAUCAGCGCCAGAUUUGUCCAGCUGCAGCAUAAUGACAUUGACAAACGGGUGGAGGUGAAGCCGUACGUGCUGGACGAUCAGAUGUGCGAUGAAUGUCAGGGCGCUCGCUGCGGAGGAAAGUUUGCCCCCUUUUUCUGUGCCAACGUCACCUGUCUGCAGUAUUACUGCGAGUACUGCUGGGCGAGCAUCCACUCACGUGCCGGCAGAGAGUUCCACAAACCUCUAGUGAAGGAGGGCGGAGAUCGACCUCGGCAUGUGUCCUUCCACUGGAGCUGAUGCCAAGCAUCCCAUCACCCUCUCCACCCACCGAACACGGAUCUCCCCUCGCAUCGUUUGGUUUUAGUAAACAAAUAUCAUGGUAUCUCUGUCCACUAUAUUCUCUGCUUACAAACACUUAGGAAAAUAUGAAUUUUGAGUCUGCGUGCUCAAACGUUGCACUUUGGCACAAACAGUCGAUGUUAACGCUUGUCAGGAUGUUGUGCUUUAAUUCUCUCAUGAUCCUUCGUUUGAUUGGUUUAGUGCUCCAUGUAGGUAAUAUUAGGCAGUGUGAGACUAUAUAUAACAUAUACAGUACAUUUACAAAAAGGAUAUAUUUUUAGUUUAUAUUUAUCUAUAUACACAUAGACAAUACAUUUUGGGUGUCAGAUGUUUUAAAGAAGCAUGCACUUAUUGUGAAAAACAGUGGUAGGAAAUUCCCCCCUAGAUGAUGACAAAAAAAGUUACCAAAGGUAAAAUGAAUUCAUUAUGAAAAUCAUGUUUAAGUGAGCUGUUAAAAAAAAAAAAAGUAUUUAUUAGAGUAAAACACCAUUGGCUCUCCAUGUUGAAAUGAAUAGUAAUACCUCAUGCAUGCAUCUCUUUCUGUUCGCUACGUUUUUUUAGGCUUAAUUUUUGACGAGUUUUUAGUAUUAACUACAUGUAAUGCUGCAAUAGCUUUUGCUGCUAAAUCCAUGGUAUGAGUCCAUGCCGUCAUACUUUAUUCAGGCAAACGAGCGCUCUGAAGGGUCUGCGUCUGGAUGUCAAAUGAGUCUGCGAUGCAUGCUGUAAAAUCAGGUCUCUCUUUCAUUUCCCCCGCGAUGGGAGAGCGAUAUGAAGCACUAUGGAAGGUUGCUUCCUCCAAAGAGUAAAUAAGGUAACUGCAUCGUUUUAUCUCACAAAUCUGACUCAUGAGGGGAAAAACUAAUUCUGAAUCGUGAGUGGGGAAAAGUUUGAAUUCUGAGGUAUAAACUCGCAAUUAUGAGAAAAAAGUUAGCAUUGUUAAAAAGGUUUUUUUUUUUUUUCAUGGCAAAAACAAGAUCACAAUUCACUUCUCCUCUCCAAAAAAAGUCUGAAUUGUGAGAUAUAUACUUAGAAUUAAGAUGUUAAAUCACAAUUGCGAAAUAAACUUGCAAUUCUAAGAAAAUAACUCAACACAAAAUUGAGAGAAUAAUUUUUGAAUCAUGAGAUAAAAAGUCGCAAGUCUAUUUUUUUUAUUCCGUCAUUUUGAUUUUUAAUUAUUAUUAUUAUUUUUUAAGAAUUCUUCUCACAAUUUGGACAACUUUCAUACAAUUUUAAGACAAAGAUCAGAAUUGUGAGGAAACGUGAUAUAAACUAAAUGAAAAAAAAAAGUAUUUUAUUUUUUAUAAUUUGUACUUUUUUGUUUAUAUCUCACAAUUCAGACUUUUCUCAGAAUUGCAAGUUUAUUUAUUAAGAACUUUCAAUUACAGUUCAGUUUCUCACAGUUGUGGGAUACAAAAUUUUGAAUUGUUUGUUUAAAAAGUCCGUGGCAGAAAUAAGCUUCCACAGAGCACAAACUGGCCAUGACAGGAAUGGGCCUACUACAAAAUAAUAAUUUUACACAUAAAAAACACAUGAGACCUGCCAGAUGACAGAACCGCUCAACUCAGUUAGAUGUAGGAUGUUCUAGCGAAAUGUCUUUAACAGGUGAAGUAGUUUUUGCAGUGAUUGUUCAUGGAAUUGUGCAAUUUUUAUACACUAUGUAUUUCGGUUAGAUGACGCCUAGAACUGUGAUUCGCUUUAACUGUUAUUGAUGUCUGACAGGAACGUCAUGUGAAACUAGCGUAUGUAAACACACAGAUCUCGCACACUUCUGCUAGUUAGCGUCCCGUCAGAACCAAAGAGCUGUCCGACUCGAAAUGACCAACUACACUACGUUACACACCGACGAUUCACAAAAUACUGUGUCCAGCCGGUGACUCUGGAAGAAUUAGCGAACACUGGCACUAAAUGACUUAGCUUACUUUGAGACACGGCGGGCGGAAUUACCUCACGGAACCGCUGCAUUUAUAUCCAGAUUAUAUCCAGCAAAACUUGAAGUAAAAUCAUGUCGACGGUGGACAUGUCGAAACUAAAUUGAAAGAUGGUGGAGAGGAACGCGUCUCGGCUGCUUAUCCGAGAGUAAAAAAAACGGUCAGCUUUAGGUUGGCACGUCUGAAAAAAACGACAAAUGUGUAACGUUACCGAUGGAGAAAAAGAGGAUUGUGGGUAAACUUGAUCCCAAUGGUGGUGGAUUCUGGGUGUGUUUGUGAUAUUUCUUUCCCUGCCCAGAUUUUUCUCUGUUUUUCUAUGUUUGUUCCUUCUGUGUAGUAGAUGUAUGCACUACUCUUUGUAUUUGUAUGAUUGAAUAGUCAGCGUGUUAUUUUUUUAUUUUAAUUUUUAAUUAUUUUUUUAAUAGAAAAACGUGUGCUUUCUGACUAACGUUAUCUUUUGCAAUACCUCAAUUUUGAAAUAUAAUAGGAGAGAGAUUGAUAUUUUCUAAGUGCGUUUAUAUAAAAAAAAGACUAUAUAUUAAUUUAAUUCUGCUAGAGAACAAGCAAAAAUUUAACAUGCUUAAUUUUAUUUUUGUCAUACUUAUUUGCUUUUAUUUUUAUUUGUGAAAAAAAAAAAAGUUAAAAACAAAAACAACUGAAGGAGUUAGAGAUGUAUUAUUUUAAUACUGUAGGAAGCUGCUGCGACAUCACAGUGUUCCACAAACAAACAUCUGAUUUUAUUACUAAUAAAUAUAUAUAUAUAUUCGAUAUGGUCAACAGGCCGUCAGGUGCUUCUAGACAUACUACUUACGUUUUUAUUUACAAUCAGACCUUUACUAUGCUUAAAAUCUUCUGUUGGUUCUAGUUUUUUAAGUUUGGUGAAACGAUGUGUUCCCCUUUGUUUUGUAAAGGCCAAAUGCCCCGAUUUGUCAACCUUGUAUCAUUUAGGGAUGGCAGAAAAGUUAUGAUUUUUUGGCAAGAUGCAGAGAAAAGAAUGUUCAUUUGGGAAGCUGGAAAGAUAUUAAACAUUUCAACUUUCAAGCCCCAGAUGCGUCGCUGAUGUGGUGGCCUUCUACUCACCCGAGACUUGAAUUAGUCCCUUUCUUUUUUUUUUUUAAAGGCUGAGAACCUUGAUUCUUUGUUGUAAUGUGCAAUACUGUUUGUACUGUUUGUAAAAAAAAAAAAAAAAAAAAAAGAACAGAAAAAGGCAUAAAUCUUUAUUGCAGAUUUAUUUUCAUUGCGAGCAUUGUGAUUCACUAAAAUCAUUUUCUACUGUGUAUUUACUCGACGUGCUAGUACCUUCAAGUAGUAAUGUAGCCUUUGUACUGAAAAAUAUUUUCAUUAUUUUUUAGAGAUUUUUUGCAAAAAAAAAAAAAAGCCAAGAAUGAAAACAAUUACAUAUUUUCCAUUAUUUUUUAUUUGUUUUCUUUACACACUUAUUCCUCAACCAUUAAUGUUAGCUAUUUCUGGGGGAGACUUUCAUACCUGGUCAAUGUCGUUAAUAUGAUUUUGUAUUUUUAUGUGGAAUAAAUUAAUUUUAUGAUGCAAAUUUUUACAUUUUUUUUGCCCUUUAUUUAUUUUUAUUUUUUGAAGUUGAAAAUUUUCUAAGAUUGGUACUAAAAUGUCUAGAUCUUUCAAAUGCAAAGCUUGUUGCUUAUGUAAGUGUGAUUGGGGAAAAAUAAUUGCACACAAAAAUGAACAGCAAUCAUGGUUAGUAGUGAUAUAAUGUGACUGUAAUGUAACAAUUAAUGGGCAAUAAAAAAAAAAUGACAGCAGAAUGGAGCAAAUAUGAGGUUGUGAUGAAACCCAGUCGAGACAUAAAAUCAUGAAGCUCUGCAGCUCCACUUUCACAGUCAUAGUACAGUCUGCAUUUAACUGAGACACGAUAUUUCCCAGAAUGCAUUUUACUUGUGUAGAGUAUAGUGGAGUAGAUUUGAUUGUAGUGAUGACCUUUUAAACCCCAUCAAAAAACAAACAUGACAAUUCUCUGGACUAAGACGCACCUCUUUUUACUUCAAACCAUUUUAGUCUUACGAGUUUCCUAUAUUGCAACCAUUUGAACCCUUUGAUAAGCUGUGCUGUAUAGUUAGAAAAUGUCCUGUGUUUAGUGACACUUUCACAAUUAAAAGACAAUUCUGGUCUAA